This is a messenger RNA of Triticum turgidum subsp. durum (durum wheat), 429 nucleotides long. The record is from the annotation of a GenBank genome assembly. Lineage: Eukaryota; Viridiplantae; Streptophyta; Magnoliopsida; Poales; Poaceae.
AUGGUGACCAUGAUCCUUUAUGAGGUUCUUCGGUUGUAUCCUCCAAGCAUUCAUUUUAGCCGGAAGACAUGCAAGGAGGUGCUAAUGGGAGACAAAAGAUACCCAGCUGGCAUGAUGAUUGAGCUCUCCGUACUACUCAUGCACCAUGACCCUGACAUUUGGGAAAGCGAUGUACAUGAAUUCAAGCCGGAGAGGUUUGCUGAGGGGAUCUCCAAAGCGUCCAAGAAUUCAGGCGCGUUUCUCCCAUUCGGCUGGGGACCACGGAUAUGCAUCGGCCAGAAUUUUGCGCUUACUGAGGCCAAGAUGGCGAUUUGCAUGAUCCUUCAACGUUUCGACUUCGUGCUAGCCCCGUCCUAUACUCAUGCGCCAUAUACCGUGGUAACACUACAUUCAAUGCAUGGCGCACAAAUUAGGCUUGGACUCAUCUAA